This is a messenger RNA of Gekko japonicus, 1810 nucleotides long. RefSeq names its product testin LIM domain protein (gene TES). The annotation marks the transcript as partial. The record is from RefSeq and is a predicted model, not a curated record. The transcript is spliced from 5 exons. NCBI's taxonomy places the organism in Eukaryota, Metazoa, Chordata, Lepidosauria, Squamata, Gekkonidae. Gene Ontology annotation, molecular function: zinc ion binding.
AAAAAUAUGCCGAAACUGCAAGUGUGGGCAAGAGGAACAUGAUGUUCCCACCAGCAAUGAGGAUGAUCGUAAAGUGGGGAAGCUCUUUGAGGACACAAAAUAUACAACCCUUAUUGCCAAGCUGAAGUCUGAUGGCAUCCCUGUGUACAAGCGCAAUGUCAUGAUACUGACAAAUCCAGUGGCAGCCAAGAAGAAUGUGUCCAUCAAUACAGUAACAUAUGAAUGGGCACCUCCUGUUCAGAAUCAAACCCUGGCAAGGCACUAUAUGCAGAUGCUUCCGAAGGAGAAACAGCCCGUAGCUGGCUCAGAAGGCGCUCAGUACAGAAAGAAGCAGUUGGCAAAGCAGCUGCCUGCUCACGAUCAGGAUCCUUCCAAAUGCCACGAGCUGACUCCUAAUGAGGUGAAGCAGAUGGAGCAGUUUGUGAAGAAAUACAAGAACGAGGCACUCGGAGUGGGAGACGUCAAGCUCCCAAGUGAAGUGGAAGCAAAAGGCAAUGAGAAGAAUGUUCCAAGUAAUGGAGAAAGGGGCACCUCUGCCACAGUAGGAGCAAUGGAAGACAAGCUGGCUGGUCAGAAGGGAUCACAAUAUUCUUGUUUCCGAUGCAAGCUGAACAUGAAGGAAGGAGACCCAGCUGUCUAUGCCGAACGUGCUGGCUAUGACAAGCUCUGGCACCCUGUUUGUUUUGUCUGCUGUACCUGUGGUGAACUCCUAGUAGAUAUGAUCUACUUCUGGAAGAAUGGCAAGCUGUACUGUGGCAGACACUACUGUGACAGUGAAAAACCUCGCUGUGCUGGAUGCGAUGAGCUAAUAUUCAGCAAUGAGUACACCCAGGCAGAAGGUCAGAGCUGGCAUCUGAAACACUUCUGCUGCUUUGACUGCGACUGUGUCUUGGCCGGAGAGAUCUAUGUCAUGGUAAAUGAAAAGCCUGUCUGCAAACCAUGCUACGUGAAGAACCAUGCUGUGGUCUGCCAAGGUUGCCACAAUGCGAUUGACCCAGAAGUUCAACGUGUGAGCUACAACAACUUUAACUGGCAUGCAACCACAGAGUGUUUCCUGUGCUCUUGUUGUAGCAAGUGUCUUAUUGGCCAGAAGUUUAUGCCAGUGGAAGGAAUGGUCUUCUGCUCAGUAGAGUGUAAGAAGAAGAUGAUGUCCUAAGUGGAAGAAUAUCCAGAUGGAACAAAAGCUUUGCCUUACUUUAAAGUCCUCUGUAUUUCUACUGUUCAGGUGUAAUAUUCUGGGACAUUUUUCACAAAAUCUGGCAUAAUAAUCUAACAUGGCAAAUGCCAAAGAUUUUACAUUACACACUUGAUAGCUUUUGAUUAGUACUUAAGCAUUUCUGUAUUCUUAAUGCUUUCGAUUUAUUCUUGCAAAUGUAGGAAGCUUAAUAUUUUCUAUGAAUUUCACUGGGUACCCAAAUUUGGGUGUGAUGCAGCUUAGUUUAUCAUGAAAGCCUUACAUGAAAAGCAAGACAGACAUCAUCAUGUGUCUACUGCUGGACUGUAUCACUUCAAGCUGUAGUGAAGUGACAUACGGGGGGGAAUGAAAUCUCCCAACAUAUGCAGAACUAGCACAAAAAACAUGUUAAUCUGUCUCUGACUCGUUACACAUUUGCAGGAAGUCUUUAAAGUGUGGAACAGCAUUAAAACGUUUGAAACCCAAAUGUAUUAUGGAGUGGUACAGUCCAUCCAGAAAUAAACCAUGUUGGCUUGCUCACUGCUGUAUGGCAGUUUUAACAUAAUAAAGAUGAAUUAUUUUAGAGGGUUUCCACUUUCCUUGAAAUCUUUAAAAGAAAGUCUUUUCUGUUGUGGC